AUGCUUGAUAACGGCCUGUUCAGGAUCAGUUUAAACCUAAGGUACAAAUCCAACCACAAGUAUGAAUACCUGUACAAAGCUGAGUCCUUGAAUGCUAUCAAUGGUGCUUCACAUCUCAGGAAUGGACCUAAAGUCACUUGCAAGGUUGAAAUUGAAGUUCCUAAGACUUGUAGUUUCAUUGUCCACACCACUGGCUGUAGCCUAAGUGAGGUGGUCGACAUGGACGCAGAGGGCAACCCUGUGUUCGGUCUUGCUGCAAGAUCUGAUGCCUUUGCUGCUGAAAUGGAGAGGUAUCCUCUGAAGGUUGUGGUUGAGGGUGUGUACAAUGUGAAACUAUACCCCGAGGAUGGUGAGACAACAACCAUCCUGAAUGUAAAGAGGGGUAUCAUAUCUGCCCUGGCGGUACCUCUGGUGGAAGAAGACAAGAACAAGAACAUGCCCACUAUCCAUGGAAUGUGCAAGACCCAUUACUCCAUCAACACUAGAGAUGACAUAGCAACCGAUAUAAGCCUUACCAGGGAUCUGUCCAGGUGUGACAAAUUUGUCCCAAUGAGAGAUCACACCAGCCCCCUGGCAUUUAUCUCUGGCAUGCACUACCCUCUUGCUCAGCUGGUCAGAAGCUCCCAGACCUGCAACUACAAAUUCGACAAUGAGAAGAAACACAUGACCUCUGGCUCCUGCACUGAGAACCACAUCCUCAUUCCCUUCUCACAUAAGGAGGAAUAUGGAGUUACCAAUAUUGGGAAGCAAGAGUUGACUCUGGUUCAGAUUUCUCCUCACAAUGACAGAGCUUUUCACCACAGUGACAUUGUCAAGGGUCUUCACAUGGAGGCUGUUGAGGACAAGAGUGCUGUCCAGGAUAAAGAUGCAGGUCUGAACCUCCUAAGAGAACUGGCCAAUCUGCCCGAGACCGAGGGUGAGAGGAGGGCCCACCUCUUCCACAAGCUUGUCACCAUGUUCCGUGGAAUGAAGGCCGAGACCCUGAGUCCCGCUAUUCCUGAGGCUAUUGCUGUGUCCCGUGUCCUGACCUACCAGGUUCUGGCGCAGUGUGGAACCCCUGAGUGCAGCAGUGCUAUCAUGCAGAUUCUCAGGACUUUAGAAAGCUCUUCACUCGAGGUUGAUGCUGCUGUUUUUGCUUUGGGACUCAUGUCCAAUCCCUCUGCCCUCCUGAUCAAUGACAUGCUUGAGAUGGCCAAAUACAAGUCCAGCAAGCCCAUCAUGUAUGCCCUGAGCAAUGUUAUCAAGAGGUUUUACAAAGCUGAAGGAAAACUGAUCCCUGAGAUUCACUCUGUGGCUGAGUUCAUGGCUGCCCAGCUGGGUGAUUGUUCUGGUGACAAGGACAACACUUUCAUGACACUGAGGGUAGCCAGUGUUAGUAUCACUGAGGAUGUAACCAUCACUGACAAAAUCAAUUUGAGAUCAAACAGCAAGAUUGAAGCCACAAGUCCGUUUGGUCUCAAUUUUGCACUAGAGCACACGGGUAUGGCAGGAAUCAAUACUGAAGAAAUCUCUGCAGAUAACAACUUUGAGGGAAUGUUCAAGGCUGGACCUAUGUACGGCAAGACCACUUCGACCCAGUCAGUUACCAUCUUCCCAUUCAGGCCAGUGGCAAAGAUUGAUUCUAUUGUUCAGUUUGACUCCACAAUUGUUAGGGGCCAAAACACAUUUACAGCAUCCCUUGCCAAUGGUGAAUUCUCAGUUGUAUCCAACACCAAUGCCUUUGAAGAUGUCUUGACACAUGUUGUUGAGCUUUACUUCAAAGACAGCAAGUUGUUACUGAAAAGUGAUUCAAAUGCCCUUGCUGUUGGCAUGAAGAUCCGCAACCAGGUUGAAGCCUCUGCUGGUGCCGGUGAAGUCGUCAUGAGGAUGGAGACAAAUGCAGACCACUCUGAAAACCGGGUUUACUCUCUGCUGACUGCCUCUCUUGAUGCCAAUGGUUUGGCUGUAAACAGUGAUGCCUCAAUGAAGCUUCUUGAGAAUGAGGCUAAUCACAAGACAACUCUGAGGAUGAACAAGGACGGGUUGACCACAAGUGGAACAACCACCCUGCAGAGCCCCCUGUCCCUAGAAAACACUUUCAAUGCUGGGCUUGACACUUCAAGAGCUACUUUAUCUAUUACCAACAAGGCUGUAAUGCGUGACAUCAAGGUUGACAAUGCCAACAAUCUCAUCAUUACUCUUUCUAGCCUUGACUUUAACUCAAAGGCUGAAGCCAUAGCAAGUGAGUAUGCCACUUAUGCUCAUGAUAUCACCAUCGACCUGAAACCCUACACUGCUUCUGCAAAUGUUAACAACAACCUGAAAGUUCUGGCUGCCAACUUCAUUAAUGAGGCUCAGCUGCAGGCAGAGUUUUACAAGAUGGACCUGACUGGAAACCUGAAAGCUAUUUAUGGCGAGGAAGAGAUCAAACACACCUAUCAGGUAAAUUAUGCCGAUAUGACUGCUAUUGCAAAGUGCAGCACCACUGGAAAACUCUUGGGAACUCACAUGAACCACAACACCGAGCUUGAAGUUGUCGGUCUUGCUGCCAGGAUCACCAACGAUGCCCGUUUCAACUCACAGGCAAUGCGCUUUGAUCACACCAUCCGUUGCAGCAUUGUUCCUUUUGAUUUCAACCUUGAUGCCAUCUUUAAUGCUGAUGGAGACAUCACCAUGUAUGGAAAGCACAGUGCCCAGCUCUAUGGCAAGUUCCUCCUUAAAGCACAGCCCCUAGCGUUUGCUAGCACACAUGAAUACAGAGCAUCAAUAACCCAACAGCUUCAUAAUGGUUUUUCUCUUCAGACUAUUAUUGACAACAACAUGGAGACUGUAAUGUCACUCCAAGAGCAGAAGACUACUUUUAGAAUGAAGUCUAAGUUGAAUGACCAAAUCUUCAAUCAGGUCCUGAGUGUUUACAAUACUGCUGAGAGAACUGGAAUUGAGCUUUCUGGCACCAUUCUCACAAGCGUCCUCAACACAGACUCCACAGACAACCAGGAAUUCACCAUCUCUAGCUUCCUCAAGUAUGACAAGAGUACAAACAGUCACAUCAUUCAGAUUCCUAUAAUUGAAAAUCUUUCUGCUUUCUUGGAAAGCAUCAAGGGCUUUGUUGUGCAUAUCUCAGAGACACUGCAAGACUACAUCAACAACGAGGAGAUAAUGGCUAAAUUUGAGGCUCUCCCCAAGCAUAUAAAUUACUUUGUUUCUCAACUUAAUAUAGAGGGCAAGGUAAAUCAACUGAACCAGUAUCUCAAUGAUUUUACCCAAGAAUAUACUAUCUCCAAGGAGGAUGUGGAGGCCUCUUUGAGAAACCUGAAGGUUGCUGUUGAAAAACUGCUGGCUGAUCUCACUGUUUACAUCCAACACUUUGCUGGUAUGAUGAAGGAGAUCAUUGUUAGCGGCACCGUCCCUGAAACCCUCAUUCAGAAUAUCCAGCAACUUCUGAAUGCCUUUAAUGAGGAGUAUGACAUUAGGGCUAUGGUCGUGUAUGUGAUUGAUACCAUAAGAGAGAUGGUCCAGCAGAUUGACUUGGAAAAACUGAAGGACAGCAGCAUUGCAUUCCUGCAUGACAUUGAUGCCACGUACGAAAUCAAGGCUAAACUUCAAACAAUCAUGAGUGAUAUGAAAGGAGUAAUUGAGACCUUUGACAUGCAGAAAUUUACUCGUGACCUGAAGAGGUAUAUUUCAUCGAUCAACUUCAUAGCUCACAUUGAGGAACUAGUUAGUCAGAUUCCCACAGACAUUCUCACUGAUAUAACACAUUACAUUAAGGAAAUGAUUCAGGACCUUGACAUCCUAGGUCAGAUCGACACAUUCUAUGCCAAGAUGAGAGAGAUGAUUGUAAAGUUUGAGGCUGACAAAAAGGUUCAAGCUGUCCUCGAAAAGGCUGUGGAGCUCAUCAAGCAGUUCAGAAUUGAGGAAACCAUCAAUGCUGUAGUCAAGGUGGUGAGAGACGCAGACAUACCUACCAAAUUCAUACAAGUCUUCCAGGGUGCUAUCAACUACUUGAAAUCAACUGAGGCCAAGGAUAUAAUUCAACAUCUGAAUAUGCACAUUGAAACAAUUGUACAAAGGCUUAACUCACUGAAUUACAAUGACUUUGUGGAUUAUGCCAAUCAUAUCAUUCUUGAGUAUACAUCUUACCUCAAUGAACUGAUCAGGAUUCUUGAAAUCCCCCAGAAAUUUGGAGCAAUGAGAGAUUUUGCCAACUUUGUCAUAUCCUCUAUUAGAGGCUCUAUGGAACACCUGAGAGAAAUUAUGAAAACUGCUCAGGAAGUAAUUGACCAGAUUGUGUUUAAUAAUCUGAAGGGAUUUGCUGACAUUGUAAAGCAGGAAAUGUCAAACCUGGAUGUUAAUGCUGAAAUUACAUCUUAUCUGCAGUUGGCAAGUAGGUGCUAUACUGAAUUUCUAACUUUUGCUACUGACAUGUUCACCAAUAUGGUUGAGAUGAUCAUGACGGUGGCACCUAAACAAAAAAUAUUUAGAGAGCUAUUGCAGAUCAUUGAGGGUCUUAUUACACAACUAAAGAAAGCCAAUUUGAAUAUACCACCUUUCACAAUUCCUUUCACUGAUCUUGUCGUGCCCUCCAUGACAUUAAGCAUGGAUAAUCUUCACCAGCUUGAAAUUCCAACACAGCUGGACAUCCCUGAGUUUACUAUCUUGGGGUUCCAUACAGUGGAAGCCACUACCAUCUCAACUAAUAACAUUAAGCAGAGAAUCAUUGACUUGGUUGAUUUCAUUCUCAACUUUGAGAUGAAGAAGUUUGAUAUGCGUGCUUUGUUUGGAGACCUGACUAUGGACUACCUUCCUGCUGUCCCUGAAUUUUCACUUCCUGACAUUUCUGUACCCGAGUUCUCCCUUCCCACUCUGCCUCAUUUUCCAUCAGAGAAACUUGUUACGACUCUCCAACUCCCAGCAUUUAAGCUGCCAGUCAUUCCUAGUGAGAUCAGGAUUCCAGGCUUUGGCAAACUGAGUUGCGAGAUGAAAGUCAACACCCCCAUCUACUCUAUUAGGAAUGCCGCUGAAGUCCAAACCUCUCUGGACGUAGAUGAGACUCCCCAAAUGACAGCUUUUCUCACUUCCCAAGGGACAUCACUUAGCUUUGAAAUCCUUAACUUCAAUCUGGAUUCCACUGCUCGCGUUGCUCUUCCCAAGGGUCAUCAUCUGAUUGCAUCUGAGACCCUUAAGAUCACUCACAAUUUUCUCACAGUGGACCACCAUGCAUCUGUGACAUUUACUGAAUUCUCAGCCCAGGCCUCAGCCAAGACCACAGUAAAGGCCACCACAGCACCUUAUAAUGCUGAACUUUUACAUGAAGCUUUCUUAGCAACCAAUGGUGGUUUAUCUACGACUAUUGACACUUCCUAUAAACAUGUGCUCACCCUCCCAAUCAUGGACCUCACCAGUGAGGCAUCUGUGACACAAAAAUGUGUGGCUCGUCAGACAGGUACAUCUAUUACCAUAACUGUUGGAAACCAGGGUACAACCAUGUUCAACUCUCAAGAAAGUACACACAAGAGUGACCUGCAAGUCACAGUCAAUCCGAAUAUAUUCAAGUUGACCUUCAGUAGUGACACAGAUACAUUCCUUUUGAAGACGAGACAAACCUUGAGUGCUGACUUUGUCACCUUCAACUAUUUCAAGUUUGAUGUUCGUUCUGAAACAGAAUGCUCCACAAUCAAAAGCAGCCUUUUAGUGGGAUCAGUAAAUGUCAAUCUGCAUGACAUGAAGCUUGAGCUGAAGGCAACCCAGAACACAGAUCUACUUGGUAUAAUCAAUGGACCCUUAUACAAUAUGAUCAAUGUUGUUGUCCGUCCCAGAGAGGCUGCGUUCAUCUUUCAGAAUAAAGGAAACACCAAAGUCAAUUUCAAUGAUGCUCUUACAGCCAAAAUUGAUCUGCAGAAUGAUUACUCUGCAACCUUCACGCCUGACAAACAAUACAUCAACACAGUCGCUCUAGCCCGUCUUAAUCAGUACAAACUGUUCUGGAACUUCACUGUAGAGAACAAUGAGAAGGAGGCUGCCAUUCUUACUGCUUUAGAAGGAGAAGCAGACCUGGAUUUCCUGACUAAGCCCAUCAGCAUUCCUGAGAUUGAUAUUCCAUUUAUUGACUUCCGUACCCCAGCCAUUAGUGAUCUUGACUUGUAUGACCAAACUGGGCUGAAACACAUUUUGACUACAACUGAACAGACUGUUGAUGUGGAUGCCAAGAUUGUUUACCAAAAAAGCCAAGCAGCCCCAUCUGUCGAUAUGAUGGGUCUGUUCCAGAUUCCCUCUGUGGGUAACCUGAUCACAGAACUGUCCUUCAAGUCUGCCAUUUUCAAUCUGAAUGUCAAUGCUGGACUGAAUGCUGAAGAUGAUCUUGUGUUCCGUCUGGGAGCUACCACAGCCUCUGUGUUUGAGAGUCUACAAGCCAAACUUGAUGGCACCACCAGCCUGACCACCAAGAGAGGAAUCAAGUUGGCCAAUUCCCUGUCCCUUGAAAAUCGUCACAUUGAAGGCACUCAUGACAGCACCAUCAGUAUGAGUACUAAAACAUUUGAACCUAUAGUCUCUGUGGCUACUAAUGCAAAGAUUGCCCUGCCUAUACUCAGACUGGAAGCAAAUCAAAAUUUUGUUGCAGACACUAAAACCAAAGCAAAUGCUGUCUCCACCUUGAGGAUGAGGGCUGAUUUCAACAUCCCUAUGAUCAAGGCUGUUGGAAAGGCUGAGGCUGACCACAGUCUGAAGCUGGAGGGAAACUUUGAGUACCUUUCCAUGGAGUCAUCCACCAGAGUAAACAUGGAUGGUACUGUGCUUGAGGACUAUCUAGUUUUGGGAGUCCUUGAUAAUGAGAUUAAUCAGUACCUGAAUAAUGAUGGACUACGCUUUACCUCCAAGAUUAUUGCCGAUGCCAAACUUAACUAUGGCACCAACAAACUCAUUGGCUUGGACGUAAAUGAGAAUAUUGCUGUUGAAGCCUCCUUGAGACGUGUGUAUGCAGUGCUGAAAUAUACUGGCAACAAUGAGGCAAACAUGUUCAAUUUCAACACCAACGGAAGGCAUAUCACCAAGGUAACCAUUGACUUGGCAACAAUGUCUUCUUUGACUGCGGAUAUUGAGGUUGAUAUCUCUCAGCCAAGCAGCCUGGGUGAACUCACCAUCUUUGAGAAAACUGUUGCUGAAGUGACAGCUGCCAAGCAGAAGAUCUCUACCAAUGCUAAGUUUGUGAGCCCACUGUACACCACAAACCUGGCAGCAGAAAUAGAGGGCAACACUCCUGUCUUCAUAGUCACCUUUAAGUCCUCUGCCACCUCUGUCAUUGUCUCCUUGGAAUAUGACCUGGACUGUAAGUUAUUCUUUUCACAGAAUCUAGUUUUUGACUCUCGUCUCACACUAAAUAUGGACAUAACCAGCCCUGCCUUCACUGAUGUGAACUUGCGUUAUGCUGUCCGCAAAGAUGGAAUCAGUGCUACAAUUUCUAUUCCAUCUACUGGCCUCCUGGGUCUUCAGCUUCAUGGCAGGGCUCCAUCACAGAUGAAUGCCAGGCUUUAUGGUCGCUAUGCUUCUGAUCCUGGGAAGGAUGUGGAUAUUUUCACUAUCAGAGCUUCUGCCAAGGAUGCAAAUAAAAUGAAUCUUAAGAUGACUAUUAACAUGGAUGCCCCAGACAUCAUGAUCCGAGGAUUGCAGGAAAAAAUUCCUGCCAUCACAUCUUGUUUGUCUAGCUUUGCUGAGAAAUACCAACUGUUCAGGCAUGCUGCUCAGUUGAAGAACAUUAUCAUUUUCUAUACUGAGGAGGCCCACAACAUUGCAAACAACCACGCCCCACAUGUGAGCCAGGUGUCUAUCCUCUUUAGGAACACUGUUGUUCAGUACCAGAAGACUGUACAGGUUUUCUUAAAUGCAGCCAUCAAGUUUCUGAGAGAGACCCAGGUCAAACUGCCUGGCUCUGACGAGAUGACCACUCUCAUUGAGGUGCUCAAUAAUACCAUGACCAGCAUUACUACUAUGCUCGAGAAGGCAUUGCAGCUAGUGGCUGUUAAUGUAGAAUAUGCUCUAAAUGUCAUGCUUGGCAUGGUCAGUAAAAUUCAGGUCACAAUGCCCGUUGGGGAUGUCAUGGCUAUAGCCAAAUUAACUGACCAGAUUAGGGACAAAGUGAAGACUAUGUCUAACCCCAUUGUGGAUUAUUUGAAGCAUCUGGAGAGUUUAGACAUUUUCCUGGAUGAACUGGGUGACACCCUAAAAUUCUUUGUUGACAAAGCUCAGGACUUUGUUGACAACACCCUAAAGUCAGAUGUACUUGAUGCCAUUGCUGUCUACAUUAAUGCUUUCUAUGAUAAACAUGUAAGCCUAAUGAAAACAAUGUCCAAGUAUGCAAACACAGCUGUGAACACUGAGUCUAUAAAUAGCCUGAUUAACUACAUUCUGGAUAUUUUCAGAUCUGAAGUGAAUGCAUUUAAAUACACUGUUACUGACUACCUGCAGCAGGCUCCUGCAGACUACAGGUCUUAUGUAAAAGUAAAGGGUACAAAACUGGAGAUUAAUCUUUGA
Molecule: messenger RNA, 8508 nt
Organism: Seriola dumerili (greater amberjack)
Lineage: Eukaryota; Metazoa; Chordata; Actinopteri; Carangiformes; Carangidae
Product: apolipoprotein B-100-like
Exons: 12
Coding region: 1-8508 (2835 amino acids)
Biological process (GO): lipoprotein transport; cholesterol homeostasis; cholesterol transport
Cellular component (GO): low-density lipoprotein particle; very-low-density lipoprotein particle; mature chylomicron
Molecular function (GO): cholesterol transfer activity; low-density lipoprotein particle receptor binding
Source: RefSeq, a predicted model, not a curated record